CAACCACCCAAAUGCGACUUUGCGACUUUGCUUCAUCAUUACACUUCAACUACAAUUCUUCCUCCCAAGUAAGUACCCAACCGUCCGUCGCCUUUUGGGCUUCGGAUCAAUAUAGACCUUCUUUCGUUGCCGGUGGUGCAACGAUCCCUUUACCGACGCGAUGUCUCAAUCAGAUAUAUCUGCCAUCACAGAACGAAGAGCAGCUCCCAUCGACCGACUUUUCGUUGAAAUUCUCACUUACAUUUUUCAUAUGUGUGUUCUUGAACGCGGUUGCCUCUUCCCGCGUCUUGACGUCAAUGAUCGCAAGAUAGGCCCAUGGAAGCUUGGGCGUGUAUGCUCAUUGUGGAGGCAAAUCGCCAAUAAAACGCCGACUUUGUGGACACGUCUCUCAUUUUCCUUUUCCCUCGUUAAGGAUCCCGUGUCAAGGUUCAAAGUUGCAUUAGAGGGCUCUUCUUGCCUUUCCCUGGACCUGGAGUUAUCUCCUGAUGAUCAGUAUCCGAUCGAUGUGCAGAGAGAGAUUUACCAGCUCGCUAUUUCUCACUCUUGGCGGUGGGAGCGUUUAACAAUUACCCCCAAUCACGCAGUUCUUCCCUUCUUAUCCGAUAUCCGUGCGCGUCAGCUUGAUAGACUCUCUCACCUUGUAGUCCAUUGUCCUGAGUUAUGGACACCCCUUCCUAUCGACGCGUUCCAGGACGCCCCCGCUCUGCAAACCAUUAAGCCCCAUCACAACUACGGGGGCGUGCGGUUCGAGCUGCCUUGGAAUAACAUCGUUGAAUUCUAUGAUUACACGUCUUCGGUGGAAUCUGUAUCGAUGCACCAUGUAAUCGACAUGAUUCAGCGAUUCCCAAACAUAGAGACGUUAUAUGCGCCAAUGAUGUGCUCUCCAUUCUCCACAGUGGUCAGCAUAGCCACUCCGUUCGUUCGAACAAGUUUGCGUGACCUCACAGCGUGUGAGGGUCCCAUUCUUCGGAGUCUAGUAUUGCCCUAAUUAAAGAAAAUCUGCCUUGCCCCUGGCGAGGACUCACUGGAGUAUUGUCCCGAUGACGCGCUUCCAACUCUUCUAUGCCUCAUUCAGUGCUCGCAAUGUUCGCUUACAUCGGUCGAGCUCUCCGACGUCAUUUUCACUGACGUUCUUUUGGAAAUUCUCCAUUGUACUCCACACCUCGAAAAUCU
Messenger RNA from Desarmillaria tabescens, 1173 nucleotides. RefSeq lists its product as uncharacterized. The transcript is spliced from 2 exons. The record is from RefSeq and is a predicted model, not a curated record. Lineage: Eukaryota; Fungi; Basidiomycota; Agaricomycetes; Agaricales; Physalacriaceae. The coding region runs from base 161 to 988 and encodes 275 amino acids.